CUUCUGAGAAUAGUUUGAAUCCGCACAGAUUUUUGAUGACCAUUUAUUUCAAACAGGUUGGGUUUCAGGUUCUAGUGUGUAGCUUUUGAGGUAGUUGGAAGAUUUUCUGCAAUUUUUCCUGAGUUGCAGGCUUUUUACCCAGAUGGGUCUUUGUUUAUUCUGUUCCAUUCUGGUUUUCGCCCUCUUCUUCAGGCAAUCUGUUUCUCAACAACCCAAUACGGAUGGGUUCUACGUCCACGAUUUCUUUCAGAAAAUGGGUAAAGCUAACAACUUCUCUGCUUCUGUGUGUUCAUGGCAAUGGGUCUUCUGUGAUUCCCAUCAAGAAAAUGUCAUUGGGUUAGUGGCUUCUGAUUUGGCCCUCUCUGGUUUCAUCCCUGAUAACACUAUUGGAAAGCUCAGCAAGCUUGAAUCUUUGGAUCUCAGCAACAACAAAAUCACUGGAUUGUCUUCUGAUUUCUGGGGUUUGGGGAGUACUCUGAAGAUUCUUAACCUCUCGUAUAACCAGAUUUCUGGGUCAAUUCCGAGUAACGUCGGCAACUUCGGCGCAUUACAAAGCCUCGACCUUUCCUUCAACAGCUUAUCCGGCGAGCUUCCUGCAUCCGUCAGUUCUCUUUUGAGCCUUCAGGUUCUCAAACUUGAUCGAAAUCGGUUCAUUGGUAGCAUUCCUUCUGGGGUUCUGAACUGUCAAUCUCUGGUCUCUAUUGACCUUUCGUUCAAUCUCCUGAAUGGGACUCUUCCAGAUGGUUUUGGUGCUGCGUUUCCAAAGCUCAGAACUGUGAACCUUGCAGGAAAUGAGAUUCAUGGCAAGUCUCAGGAUUUUGUUGGACUCCAAUCAAUCACUUAUCUUAAUAUUUCUGGGAACCUGUUUCAGGGUUCUGUGAUUUCUGUGUUUCAGGAGCCACUGCAAGUUAUCGACCUUAGCCAGAAUCAAUUUGAAGGUUACAUCUCUCAGGUACACUCCAAUUCUAGCUUCAACUGGUCUCAUUUGGUUUUUCUUGACAUGUCUGUCAAUAAAUUCAGUGGAACCUUCUUCCAGGAUUUGAAUAAAGCACAGAAUCUCAGGCACCUCAAUCUUGCACACAAUAGGUUUUCCAAGCAAGAAUUCCCACAAAUUGGAAAGCUUUCUGCUCUAGAGUAUCUUAAUCUGUCCCAAACUGGUCUCACAGGGAGAAUCCCCCCUGCAAUCUCCCAAUUGGAUGGCUUACGUACGCUAGAUCUUUCUGGAAACCAUUUCACUGGUCGAAUCACUUAUCUUGGCAUCAACAAUCUGGAAGUUCUUGAUGUCUCUCAAAACAAUUUAACUGGGGAGAUCCCAUAUUCUAUGCUUCUGAAACUACCCAAGAUGCAGAAAUUCAAUUUCUCUUACAACAACUUUACACUUUGUGCUUCACAAUUCUCUCCUGAGACCCUUGAGUCUGCAUUCAUUGGGUCACUAAACACCUGCCCCAUUGCUGCAAACCCCAAUCUCUUCAGAAGAAAAACCACUACACAUAAUGGACUCAAGCUUGCUCUAGCUAUAUCACUUGCCCUUAUCUGUUUGCUUUUAGGGUUGCUGUGCCUAGCCUUUGGUUGUAGAAGGAAAUCUAGAAUGUGGGUAGUUAAGCAAGAGGCAUACAAAGAUGAACAGAACAUCUCCGGCCCAUUCUCGUUUCAGACUGAUUCAACUACUUGGGUUGCUGAUGUCAAGCUUGCGACAUCAGUCCCCGUAGUAAUAUUUGAGAAACCUUUGUUGAGCUUCACCUUUGCAGAUCUCUUAUCCGCAACUUCAAAUUUUGAUCGGGGGACUCUGUUGGCAGAAGGGAGAUUUGGUCCUGUUUAUAGAGGAUUCCUACCUGGAGGUAUCCAUGUAGCUGUAAAGGUUUUGGUACAUGGAUCCACCAUGACUGACCAUGAAGCUGCAAGGGAGUUCGAAUACCUUGGUCGUAUAAGACAUCCAAAUCUUGUUCCCUUGACAGGAUAUUGUUUAGCUGGAGAUCAGAGGAUCGCAAUCUAUGAUUACAUGGAGAAUGGAAAUUUGCAGAAUUUACUUCAUGAUCUACCGCUUGGGGUCCAAACAAUGGAGGAUUGGAGCACAGAUACAUGGGAAGAAAAUAAUAAUGCAAUACAAAAUGUUGGAUCUGAAGGGAUACAGACAUCUUGGAGAUUUAGGCACAAGAUUGCGCUAGGUACAGCACGAGCUCUGGCCUUCCUUCACCAUGGUUGCUCCCCUCCGAUAAUUCACAGAGAUGUUAAGGCUAGCAGUGUUUAUCUUGAUUCAAAUUGGGACCCAAGGCUAUCAGACUUUGGAUUGGCUAAGAUUUUUGGCAAUGGAGUAGAGGAUGAGAUGGCUCUUAGUUCACAGGGGUAUGCACCUCCAGAAUUUUCUCAACCAGAAGAAGCAGGUUCUCCAACACCAAAAUCAGAUGUGUAUGGAUUUGGAGUUGUUCUAUUCGAAUUGAUUACAAGGAAGAAACCUAUAGGAGAUGAUUACCCUGAUGGACAAGACUCAAAUUUAGUGAAUUGGGUGCGAGCACUAGUCAGAAAGAACCAAGGUUUAAGUGCAAUAGAUCCAAAAAUUCGAGGCUUGGGGCCAGAAACCCAGAUGGAAGAGGCUCUAAGAAUUGGGUAUUUAUGCACAGCUAACCUUCCAUCAAAGAGGCCAAGUAUGCAUCAGAUAGUAGGGCUCCUUAAAGACAUUGAGCCCGUCUAGCACCAGUGAUGGAGAAACAAAAGAAAGCUGCUUAAUUGGUUUCUUUCCUUUUCAUGUUUUCCUCUGAUCUUUUCACAAGAGUUUCCUUAUGCUGGCAUGGGAGGAUAUGUACAGUACCCCUGAGAAUUUGCUUUGAACUUGGGUUCCCCCCUCCCUCCCCCUUUUUUGUUUCUUUUUAUGUUUUUCCCCACACAUUGAUGUUAGCAUUGAAACUUAAAAAUUUCACAGUAUACACAGAGUUUGAUCCUUAA
Messenger RNA from Macadamia integrifolia, 2940 nucleotides. RefSeq names its product probable LRR receptor-like serine/threonine-protein kinase At2g24230. Gene Ontology annotation, molecular function: protein kinase activity; protein binding; ATP binding. Bases 143 to 2689 code for a protein of 848 amino acids. The record is from RefSeq and is a predicted model, not a curated record. Gene Ontology annotation, biological process: protein phosphorylation. Lineage: Eukaryota; Viridiplantae; Streptophyta; Magnoliopsida; Proteales; Proteaceae. The transcript has a single exon.